Messenger RNA from Esox lucius (northern pike), 1142 nucleotides. It is a transcript of the gene tusc2a, whose product is annotated as tumor suppressor 2, mitochondrial calcium regulator a. Gene Ontology annotation, biological process: regulation of mitochondrial membrane potential; inflammatory response. The record is from RefSeq and is a predicted model, not a curated record. The transcript is spliced from 4 exons. Gene Ontology annotation, cellular component: mitochondrion. Lineage: Eukaryota; Metazoa; Chordata; Actinopteri; Esociformes; Esocidae. Bases 296 to 634 code for a protein of 112 amino acids.
UGUUAGACAGCGUCCGUUCUAUCGUUAGACCAGACGUCACGUUAGUAUGCUUGUUUUGGGACUGUAGAUAGCUAGCUAACUAGGUAUCUAAUAACAACAGUGCAUUUGAUAAACACUACAGCACCCAAAACGAAGAAUUCCAUAUGAGCACUGAAUCCUGAGCAGUAUUCACUUCGCUUAUAGAAGGAAUAUGUUUCUAUCGAAAGCAGUAGAGAACUGACUGGUUUGCUGGCCGGGUGACAUACUCGUUACCUAGGGCGUUUUCUGUCAAAGGGAUAAUGUCCCAUCAUUGAAGAUGGGAGGCAGUGGAUCCAAGGUGAAAGGUGCUUGGCCAUUUGCUGGUUCAGGAGCUGGAGGUGAUUCAGGCAGUGAGGGACAAGAAGACCAGGCUGUGGCCCGACUGAAAGGGACCAGAAAAGCAACUCCAUUUAUUUUCACAAGACGGAGUUCUCUUUACUAUGAUGAGGAUGGAGACUUGGCUCACGAAUUCUAUGAAGAGACUGUGGUGACAAAAAAUGGCCGUAAGAGAUCCAAGCUGAAGAGGAUUCAGAAGAACCUCAUACCUCAGGGAAUUGUGAAGCUAAACCACCCCCGGAUCCAUGUAGAUUUCCCUGUCAUCCUCUGUGAGGUGUGAAUCACACUGUACUGCUUUAACGUGAAAAAGACACAUCACUCAGUCUGCUCCACACUACAACUGCUCGAUCCUGAAAUGUUUCUCAGAAGAUUGACGGAGGACUGUCAACAUUUCAAAGCUGUGGACAGACCACGGAGCUAUGUUGCAGAAAGAAAGAAAGAAAGGGGAGGCAGAAUUUAUGUUUUUGUGAAAGAUAGAGGAUAGAAUUAAAGUUCUGCCUUCUAUGACAUAUGUAGAGAAGCGUCUGUUUGCAUAUAUGCAUUGUGUGUGAGUGUGAGUGUGUGUGUGUGUGUGUGUGUGUGUGAAAGGUAGCUCUAGGUAAGGCAACAUACAUUAUAUGAAGACCCACCGUGUAUAUGUUGACCUUGUUCAUGUUGUAAUAUUAUCUAAGUCUGCCUCUGUGAUUGGAGCCCAGACCUGCACUAGUGAACUUUUAAUGUGAAUUCAUUUAAAAAAUCUGUCUGAGUUGGAAAUACUUGAAUAAAAGAUUUACCAGGCUGAAACACUC